UGGGUUACAGAGUCAGAUUCCCUGCUUUGGAGGAGAAGCUGUGCCCUGGAGGAGUGAAAUCGAACAAAGAGGACCUAGAGCCCUGAAAUGACACUGAACCAAAUCCCAAAGACUAUUCAAGCACUGAGGCCUCAUGCAGGGAACGGCAUACACUUUAAUGAGCUAUGCACUAUUUGAGGGGAUGUCUUCAUUAUGGCUUGUGAGGUGACAAGGAUUUCUCUGUAAUGAGAUGGAUUCUGGGAGAGGCUACCUUGGGAAAGAGAGUAAGGAGAUGCUAGUUGCAGAUAAGAAGGAAGGAAUUGGGGCCUGUGGCUGGAUCCUGGUUUCUCUUUCAGUCCUGUUCAUGCUUAUUACCUUUCCUUUCUCCAUCUGGAUGUGCUUGAAGAUUGUCAAGGAAUAUGAGCGUGCUGUUGUAUUUCGGCUGGGACGUAUAGUGUCCAAAAGAGCAAAGGGUCCAGGUUUGAUUAUAGUCCUUCCGUGUACGGAUGUUUUUACCAGGGUUGAUCUUAGAACUGUUACCAGUAACAUUCCCCUACAAGAGAUUCUUACGAAAGAUUCUCUAACUACCCAAGUUGAUGGAGUGGUCUACUAUAAAAUCUACAGUGCUGUCUGUUCAGUGGCUAAUGUCACGGAUGUCCAUUUAUCCACCAACCUGCUGGCACAGACCACUUUGAGAAAUGUUCUAGGCACCCAAAGCUUGUCCCAGAUCCUGUCUGGUCGAGAAGAGAUUGCCCACAAAAUCCAGACAAUCCUCAAUAAUGCCACCAGUAAAUGGGGAAUCCAAGUUGCACGUAUGGAAAUCAAAGACAUCAGGAUCCCUAUGCAGAUGCAAAGAGCUAUGGCUGCUGAAGCUGAAUCAACACGAGAUGCUAGAGCUCAGAUCAUAGCAGCAGAAGGAGAAAGGAAUGCUUCCGAAGCACUGAAGCAGGCCUCCAUGGUGCUGGUUGAGGCUCCAUCAGCCCUCCAGCUGCGCUACUUGCAGACCUUGACCACGCUAGCUACUGAGAAGAAUUCCACCAUUGUCUUACCUCUGCCCAUGAAUAUGCUGCAGGGUUUUUAUAAACAAUAAUCGGACAAAACCAAAUGGUGAUUAAGGCUCUUUUACACUGAAUUCUUUAGUUUGGAGAGCUUUACAGGGAUUCAGGAGAGGCAAGCCUGUGCAGAAUUAAUCAGAAUUAAUGUAGAAAGUACACUUUGAUAUCCUGCCUCAGGAAUAGGGUUAACUACACAAUCACAAGCCAGAACACUGAAUCUGAAUGCCCCCAAAUUUCUGAGGGAUUCAAAAUUCAGACAUCCAAAUGUUGUUGUGGCUCAAGCUCAUCACUAGGUAAAAAAUAGAAGAUACUUUGUUAAAAUACAGGUUAAACUGAAACUGAGGUGUUUGCUUUUGAUGUUACUUGAUUUUACAGAGUCGCUCAUUUAGCAGGUAUGUGGUGAUUUGUCUGCUCACCAGGAGCCUGCCUCUAAAAGCUAAUACAACCACUGCUUGCAGUAAAUAGGCCAGCUCCUGUUCUGUUACACUGGGGUAAAUUUGUAGCAUCUCAGUUGAAAACACCAGUGUAGUGGCGAGAACAAUGUCACCCAGAGAUAUUCCUUGAUCAUUACUGGAACCACCAAGUAAUUUGUAAGUCUAUGUAGCUCCUACAAAAGGACUUAGGUGCCUAUAUCCAACAUUUAGAUGCCACCAGACUUAAACCUCUCUCUCUCUCACCUAAGCCCCUGCAGGCUCCUCAAACUCAGUGGGCCCCCAUCUAUUUCACCUAUGGGAGCCAAUACAGUUGGCAUGCACCAAGCAUAUUUAAAUCCACACAAAAUAACAAUGACCACAGAGAAUAGCAUGGCCUUCUCGGAACCUUUAGCCAGGUGCUAGGGCACUUAGCCAGGAUGUGGAAGACCUGGGUUUCUGUUCUCCCUCCUGAUUGAUGGGGAGUAUGCAUUUGAACUUGGGUCUCCUGUUCCUGAAGGGAAUGCCCAACCAUUGGCCCUAGAGAAUUAUUUUCACUCUAUUUGUCCCAGUCAAUAUUUAAUUAUUUCUACACAGAUGAACAGCUUUAAUAGGCAAGAUUGAGAGGCACCAGCACCAGAAUAUCCCAUAGCCCAGUGGUUAAGGAACUCUCCUGAGAGGUAGGAGACCCAAUUUUGCAUCACUUCUCCACAGCGAGGAGAAUUGAACCUGUGUCUCCCACAUCCUGAAGAAGUGCUCUGACCACCGGGCUAAAGAUCACAGGAG
This is a messenger RNA of Dermochelys coriacea (leatherback sea turtle), 2230 nucleotides long. RefSeq names its product stomatin like 3 (gene STOML3). The record is from RefSeq and is a predicted model, not a curated record. The coding region runs from base 230 to 1069 and encodes 279 amino acids. NCBI's taxonomy places the organism in Eukaryota, Metazoa, Chordata, Testudines, Dermochelyidae. The transcript is spliced from 8 exons. Gene Ontology annotation, cellular component: plasma membrane.